Messenger RNA from Alternaria arborescens, 921 nucleotides. RefSeq lists its product as hypothetical. The transcript is spliced from 2 exons. The record is from RefSeq and is a predicted model, not a curated record. Lineage: Eukaryota; Fungi; Ascomycota; Dothideomycetes; Pleosporales; Pleosporaceae. Bases 1 to 921 code for a protein of 306 amino acids.
AUGACUGUCGCUAUCGCAAACCUGGCUCAGCUACGCAAAGAGCUAGGCUUCGAAGGCCAAGCCCUGCUUGACUACGCGCCGCACUCAAAGAUCAGAUAUGCACCUCAGACACAUGACCAGCGCGCUGUCCCUUUCAAGCUUCUGUUUGGUCAGAUCACCGACAAGUACACCAAGAAAUUACUACAUGUCUGGAUAUUGCUAUACCCACCGAACAAAGAAGGUGGAAAUGCGGAGGUGCAGUUUCAAUCAUUAGAUCCUGAGACCAGGCAUGACGACAGUAACAUCAGCAUUACGAUCACCACGAUUGCCGAUGCCUUCAAAACACCAAAGAGAGGCUCGAAGAACAAGUAUGUAGCACUGGCAAAGUACUACUUCCUUAAUAUUAUCAUAUCAAGGUGGACGGAACAGGAACGCCAAUAUGACCUAGCAAUACCAAUACCCAUCACGCGUAGUCUUAUCGACGCGCUGAAGACCGCUUGCCGCGAGUUUGAGGCGGAGGCAAAAGCCAAUCUCUCAGACACGCAGUCGCGAUCCCAAUCAGCAACGCUUGUAGAUGAUGAUGAGGAUAGCGUUCUUAGUGACGCUCCAGAGGAUCCGUUUGAGCCCGCCCAGCCGAUCAUUCCUGCAACUGUACCUGCUUCUACCUACAGCGCUUCAGCUUCUCAGUUGGUCGAAGAUCUCACCAAACUCCAAGACGAAGAAGUUGAACUCCGAGAUUCCCAGAGCAAGAUAGUAGCAGAGAUAGCGGAGACGAAGCUUGCCCUACAAGAGAUAGGCGAGACUCUUCGGGAGGAUGAAAAGAAGAAUCGAGUGAUUGAAGAGAAGCUAAUCAAGAUUGCCGCUCGCCGAGAACAGUUAUUGGACGGUAUGAGUGCCCUGGAAGCGUACAAGCUGGGCGGGGAGAUCAUGAAGAAGCGCUGA